This is a messenger RNA of Chelonia mydas (Green sea turtle), 2282 nucleotides long. RefSeq names its product RAD51 recombinase (gene RAD51). The record is from RefSeq and is a predicted model, not a curated record. Gene Ontology annotation, molecular function: double-stranded DNA binding; ATP hydrolysis activity; ATP-dependent DNA damage sensor activity. The coding region runs from base 261 to 1280 and encodes 339 amino acids. Lineage: Eukaryota; Metazoa; Chordata; Testudines; Cheloniidae. Gene Ontology annotation, biological process: reciprocal meiotic recombination; mitotic recombination-dependent replication fork processing; DNA recombinase assembly. Gene Ontology annotation, cellular component: condensed nuclear chromosome. The transcript is spliced from 10 exons.
AUGCGCAGUAACACCGACACCGCCCGUGAAUCCCGAUGACAAGGCAGCGCCAGGAAGAGGCGGGGCGUUGCGUCGCAGGGAAGGGGUCCCAUCGGCGCGCGGGUGCGCACGUCACGUGACGGUCUGGCGGGCUCUUCCGAAUCUGCUAGUGGAGUCGAGCCGACGGGGAGAGCCAACGGGCCGGGGCGGGGAGCCGGGCCAGCUCCGCGGGACAGGAGCCGCCGCCGCCGCGGGGGAAGUUGUAUCUAAUAUUUGGUGCAAUGGCCAUGCAAAUGCAAUAUGAAGCAAAUGCAGAGACAUCAACUGAGGAAGAGAGCUUGGGUCCACAGCCCAUAUCUAGGCUAGAGCAAUGUGGUAUAAAUGCAAAUGAUGUGAAGAAGUUGGAAGAAGCUGGAUUUCACACAGUUGAGGCUGUUGCUUAUGCACCAAAGAAGGAGCUACUAAAUAUUAAAGGCAUCAGUGAAGCCAAAGCUGACAAAAUCUUGGCAGAAGCAGCUAAACUGAUUCCAAUGGGUUUCACCACAGCAACAGAGUUCCAUCAGCGGAGGUCUGAGAUCAUCCAGAUCACCACUGGAUCCAAAGAACUUGAUAAACUGCUUCAAGGGGGAAUAGAAACAGGGUCCAUAACUGAGAUGUUUGGGGAAUUCCGAACUGGGAAGACACAGUUGUGUCACACUCUGGCAGUAACCUGUCAACUUCCCAUUGACCGAGGUGGUGGCGAAGGAAAGGCCAUGUACAUCGACACAGAGGGUACCUUCCGCCCAGAACGUCUGCUUGCUGUGGCUGAAAGGUAUGGCUUAUCUGGCAGUGAUGUCCUUGAUAAUGUGGCAUAUGCUCGAGCAUAUAACACAGACCAUCAGACCCAGCUCCUGUAUCAGGCAUCUGCUAUGAUGGCUGAAUCAAGGUAUGCAUUGCUGAUAGUGGACAGCGCCACAGCCCUAUAUAGGACUGAUUACUCUGGCAGGGGUGAGCUGUCAGCCAGGCAGAUGCAUUUGGCCAGAUUUUUGCGUAUGCUACUUCGACUUGCAGAUGAGUUUGGUGUGGCAGUUGUGAUCACUAACCAGGUGGUAGCACAGGUAGAUGGAGCUGCCAUGUUUGCUGCAGAUCCCAAAAAGCCUAUUGGAGGGAACAUCAUAGCACAUGCCUCAACCACAAGGCUCUAUCUGAGAAAAGGCCGAGGUGAAACCAGAAUAUGCAAAAUUUAUGACUCUCCUUGCCUUCCUGAGGCUGAAGCUAUGUUUGCUAUUAAUGCUGAUGGAGUGGGAGAUGCUAAAGACUGAGGAGUCCAUUCCAUUUCACUUGUAACAGCAUGAGGCUGUUGACCAAAGGAGGCUGCCUUCUCUAUAGGGCCAACUUUUACAUAUACUCUCCUACUGCAGCCACUGGAAAGGCUGCUUGAAGAAUCUAUCACAUUUGUGUGACUACACAGAUAUGUUUGGGACACAUCAGGAGCAGCUAGUGCUGGUUGGAGGAGUUUUUCUCUUGGGGAUAUAGCUGCACGUUAAUCUAACAUGGUUUCUUUAGAACACCUGAGAGGGCCAUAAUUCCCCCGACAACUGUUGCUACAGUUGGAUGCUGCCAAUGGGGGUAGCACAGUAGUGUUUUUACUGCACGUGGCAACAAUUUGUAAUUUUUUUUGUGAAUUCUGUGCAAGGUUAUUGGGUUUGUCAAAUGGGAGGAGUGAUAACUUAAACAUUUUCCCAGUCAUUUGAAUGAUUAAUUGAAAAAUAAAACAGACUAGUGUUACAAGAUACAGGUACAAGAAUAACCGCUGCAUCAUGUAGCUCCAAUGAAGACCACAACAUACUAAUUCCAUUCUUUUGGCUGUUGAAAACAUCCUCUGUUUUUGAAUUUGCAUUUGUGUGGAUUUCUUUUGUAUCUCAAUAGCACUGAAUGAGCAUCUGUUUUUAAUAAAGGAGUCAUGAAAUAUUGGUUAUAUUAGUGGUUUCUGGGAUUUAGACAGCCACCAGUUCAGACUACUGCGUUUUGUGCUGACCCAAUGAGUAGAAAGUACAUUAGUCUGCACUGGUGCCGCUAAUUCCCAGAACCUGUAUUACUAACUCCAACUUUUCUUUGUAGGUUCCUUUGCACAGCCACAGCGAUAAAAAAGUGUAGGGUCUCCAUGUCUGCUUGAAACAGCUAAGCAUACUGUAGAGCCCUUUUGGGAGUGCUUUUGAGAUUAAUUCUUAGCCAUGUAAAUAAUCCUUUUACACAAGGGGUAAUUGUGAUUUAGGAUUGAUUGAUUAAAGUUAGUCAUAAUGGUAAUGGUUGGCAGUGAAAAU